AGUGGUUGUCAGUGUGCCUGGUAUUCAUGACGGCAUCCCUACAGAGCAAAGGUCUGUCAGGGAGGGAUCCUUGACUAGCCCAUGCAGACUCCUGUAAAUCACUCCUGUUGUCAACAAGUUGCCUUCAACUGUCCCACACCACUCUAUAAUAGCUCAAAAUGUAAGUUUCCUACAUGUCACUUCUCUGAUGGUUUGGCCAUGUGUGACGACAGUGUGAGGAUGCAAUGUGGGUGUCAUGAUAGUGGAACAGAAGUGUGAACAUGAGCAGUGUGGUUUCUCUCAUUUCCUGUUCUGAGAGUGGGUAUGUGACAGUUACUGAAUUCAAAGACAACAGAGGAGGAGAAACGAUAGAGGAGACAUCAGGCUGCUGGGUUCUUUGAACAUUUUCAGAAUCUGAUGGAAGGAUACUGUCUUAUUCUGAAUCCUGCAGUUGAAGUUCAUCCACCAAAAUGGAGAUCCAAAAAGACCUCAGGAUGAGACGACCUCAGAUGGAGAGUUACGACCAAAAGCUGGAACAACGGGCAGCAAAACAUGAGUUCUUGAGAGAUCGCAACAAUGUGACGACAUGUCGCAGCCCAGGACACAAGCUGGAGGCAGACUGGAAGAGUGAGAUGCAGCAGAAAAGACAGAUAGAGUUCCAGAGAAGGAGACAGAUUGUCCAGGCUGCCACUUUUCAGGCUGAUGAAAAGCAGUCAAACAAGGAGACCAAAGUCACGAUGAGGACCAACAGGCAGAGAGUGCCUCUCAUACACAGACAGUCCCUCAUAUCAGCAGAGGAUCUGGGGAUCACCUGGCCAGAUGUACACUCCAUCGGGAAGGCGACAUGGAUCACCUCACCACCACUGCAUGGGGCAGGAGGGCAAAACAAAAUAGGGCAGCUCCACUCUGACGUCUCACAGAUAUUCCCUCAAACACCACAGCAGCCCUCACUGAGGAAGAGUAUGGAUAUCAGAGAUAAAGUAGUUACACAGGACCAGAGUGGCCUAGUAAUGUUAACCAGACAGCUCCAACAAAGGAAUGCCUGCUGUCAGACAGAGCAUGGCUAUAGCACUGUGAAGGAGACAGACCUUGUUCAACUCUCUGAGUAUCUACAGGAGGCUCUGCGGCGAGAGGAUUCUCUGAAACAGAAGCUGUCUCUACUGAAGCACACCACCUCUACUCUACUGCUCUCACAUGACAAUGUCUGGAAGGUCUGUUGCAAAGAGGACAAGAUGAAGGGAAAGAUUGGGGCACUAGAGUCACAGCUGAAGAUCUGUGUGCAGAGGCUGUCCAGGGACGGAGCCAAGAAGCUGCUGCUACAGUCGGAGCAGCAGAGGCAGGAGCUGGAGGAGAUGGCCGUGGCCUCACUCCAGAGGGUCACUGACCAAAAAAACAAAGCCCAGGACAGAGCUCACAGCCUGGAAAUGGCACUGCAGACUGCCCAGGUUGAGUCAUCACAGUGCCGAGAGCGCUAUGAAGAGGAGAGGAGGAAAUGCACCCAGCUGAGGACGUCUCUGGUGCAGAACAUAGACCAUAUAAACCUAUUACAGAGCCAACUAGAGAAAAUGAUGGGACAGGAUGCAACUCUGGAGAGUCAGCUGCUGCAGCACCGACACACUGAGGCUGAGCUCCACCUCAAGAUCAACCUCCUAGAGGACAACCUCCACACCUGCAGGACACAACUAGAGACAUGGAGACAGCAAGACACCAUGAAACAGCAGGAGAUUGUCAGAGGACAGCUACAGGACUCCAUAGAGCAUUCAUUGGAUGAGCAGUUUCAGCCAGCCAUGUCACACCAGAGCAACAAGAAACAAAGCAUGAUGGAAGCCAAUGUCAAAAGGAGAGAGAGACGUUGUCGUCCCUGGUUCAUCCUGACCCUAUUCGUGGUAGUCAUGGUGGUGGCCAUUUUGACAUUGUUACUGGCCAAUAUCCCCACGACAAGAAAUCAGCUGUGGGACCUUUACCAAGUACUACAGGAACACACAGAGAAGUACCUCUAUGACAUGACAUUACCACAGCAUUGCUAUAGGCCCAUAUGACAAAUUAAAAA
Oncorhynchus mykiss (rainbow trout) is the source of this 2029-nucleotide messenger RNA. RefSeq names its product TRAF3-interacting JNK-activating modulator. NCBI's taxonomy places the organism in Eukaryota, Metazoa, Chordata, Actinopteri, Salmoniformes, Salmonidae. The record is from RefSeq and is a predicted model, not a curated record.